AUGUCGAACUCCUACGUCCGGCCUCCUCAUUAUCAGAGACAUCAUCAGUCCAUGCUCUUGAAUCUUUGCAGCAUACAUCCGCACUUCGAGACUGAUAAUUUCGACCGCGAGUACCAAAAAGAACUUGCUUCGUGCAUAUGGCGAAUUCCGGGUAAAUAUGGUGGUCCCGAGUAUAUUGUUCAACAACAAGUUGGUCAAUUGCCUCCCACUCUAGAAUCUGCUGAACAACCAGCACCUGCGAUAACUGCAGAUUUCUUUGAUAACAUCUUGGAGAGUUUGGGGACUCUAAGCCGCCCUGCGAAACCUGUCCAACCAAUCAGAGUUCAGGCUCCAGAGACGUCCAAAGCUGCCUACGAAAACACCUGGAUAUCUCAAGCCUCCAAAUACACCAGCUUCGGUCCCAAUACAAGUACCCCGAGAUUACCCCAAAGACUUCGUCUAUCCGAAAGCCCAUACACUUCAGCACAAGACUCUCAAGGCUUUGCCAACGCCCCAGUCAAUCCCGAAGGCCUAGGCAUUUCGCAAACUUCAAAUGAAUUUUCGGUAUCAACCACCGGACCCGACCCUCCGACUUCAACACCUUCAUCGCUCUUAGCUGCUCGGCUUGCUUUACCUGGUUUCCCCAACCCCAACCCCAACCCCAUCGCAACAUCCAACUCCGCACCUGCCGCACCAUCCUCAUCGUUGGCACCUCUUCCUCCUCUCCUACUCCCCGAUUCAGUUGUCAAAGAUCCCGACACUGGUGAACUAAUCACAAUAAAGAUGUUUGAGCGUCGUUGUCUUGGUCGUGGUGCUGAAAUUGCCAUCAGACAGGCACAAGCUGCCGUCAAGGCGACACCAAAUCGUAUGACCAAGCCUGUAGCCCGUUUAUUGUUAGAGGAUUCACUCACCACGGCAUUGGCCAAUAUUAUCCAAGAACAAAGCCAGCAGUUGAAGUGCAAAAUUCGGACCUAA
Molecule: messenger RNA, 954 nt
Organism: Botrytis sinoallii
Lineage: Eukaryota; Fungi; Ascomycota; Leotiomycetes; Helotiales; Sclerotiniaceae
Exons: 3
Coding region: 1-954 (317 amino acids)
Source: RefSeq, a predicted model, not a curated record